This is a messenger RNA of Symbiodinium natans, 1962 nucleotides long. The record is from the annotation of a GenBank genome assembly. NCBI's taxonomy places the organism in Eukaryota, Dinophyceae, Suessiales, Symbiodiniaceae.
AUGAUUGACGCAGAGACGAAGUGGAAUGAGGCCAGGGCAGCUUACCCAGUGCGCCGAGCGAUCCAGAAGAUCCGUGUCUGCUCUCCGGAGACCCGAGAUGAGUUGGAGGCUGAGAUGAUCCGGAUCGUGAAUUCACAGGAGGCUGAGCUGGGAAGCUUGCUUGAGCAGGUUCGCAUCGAGUGCGACCGGGCACUGGAACUUGCAGAUAAGCGUGUUGCGUACGUACACCAGCAGCGGCAAGAGGAGGAAGAGAAAAUCCGGAAGCCAAAAGAAACGUUGAAGGAGCUAGAAGAGCUGAUGGCAGGUUUUCGCCAGAAGUGCUUGGAGUUCGAGGAACUCAGCGCAGAAGGCACAGUGCCUCCCGAGCAGGUGAGCAGUGCAGAGGGCGUUUUCGAGGAGUUCAGUUCGAAGGCCAAGAAGUUCCGCGAUGACCUCAAGGAGUUCGUGCAGCAGCAUUCGAAAGAAUUCCAAAACCAGACGCUGCCACUUCAACUGCGGCAAGGCUGGCUGGAGAGUGUCCGCGCAGGGGCACAGGCCAGCAAGGAGGCUGAGGAACUUCUCGAGAAGAGUCGUACGGCGCUGACGGAAGCCAAGACAUUGGCCAAGAAGGAGCUCUUCAGCGCAGCCAAGACUCAACUCGAUGCAGAGCUCCAAGGAGGGCCUGCGGCCUUGGCCAAGGCACAGCAGCUUGUGGCCGUGUGCGAGAAGAAGGCAGAGCCCUUCAUCGGGAUCCCCAAGCUCAAGGUUCCCAAGGGCAAGGAUGAGAACGAGAUGCUGUCCUUAGCGCAGGAGCUUGAUGAGAUGGUUGGCUCCGCCUGCGAUGGGGUGAGCUCUGCGAGGUCAACACUUAGCUCGCAGACGGCAAAGAUAGAAGUGGAGGACGCGAUCAAGCAGGAUGUCGAACAAUACGUCCAGGAUCAGACCAAGCGACUGAAGAUUCGCUUGGGUCAGCUCGACCGCAGGAUAUCCAGGGUGCGAAACCUGGUGUCCAACUACCAGAAAGAUCUUCAAAACGACAAGAAUGCCGAAAUAAUCCGCGAUCUGAAAGCCAAAGCUCUUGACUUGAUCGAGGAAUCCAAGCUGGAGGAGAGAGUCGAAGAGGCUAGUGCGGCUGUCAAGGAUGCUGAAGGCCAGUCUGAGAAAAUUCGAGCAAUGGACAGCAUGCCAGAACCCGAGAUGAAGGAAGGGCUGCAACAGCUCGAGGACAAGUACCAGGCAGCCAGAGAGAAGCUGGACCAGGUUACAGAGAUGCUUUGCCCCGUAAAGGAUGUUGAUGACGAUGUGAGGGUAACCCUCUGCAAGCACGUCCUGUCCCAAAAAAGCAGCCUCAAGACAAAGCUGCUGUUCCUUGAGCAGCGACUGAAGAGGUUGCAGGGCGUGAUGGAGAAGGGCCGCCUUGUGAUGAAGAAGAAAGAGCUCAACCGAACCCACGGUAUACACGUCAAAGCGUUGAAGGUCAUGGACCUUUUUCGCGAGGACCAGAGUGGUAAAGGCCUGGAAGGCCUUAUCUCGCAGGACGUCUUCGCAAUCAUGGAUGCCGACAAGGAUGGCCUGGUUGGAAAAGAUGACUUCCGGAGCUUUUUCACGGAAGUCAUGGACCUUGCCGACGACACCGCGAGAAAAACGUUCCCUUCCUUGGAGGAGCUUGACGAGCUGUACGACAGCAGUCUGCCUGCAGGCGAGACAGGCCUCUCGCUGGGCGUUGUUGAGCGGCUCCUGAUCCGCUACGUGCAGGUGAUACGACCCACCACAAUGACCCACAACAGCGAAAUUGUGAUGGGUGAGGUGGUGAGGGAGGUGAAGAUCGGCGAGAUCCUGGAAGUGCUUCAGGGUCCCAUCCCGUGUGGUCAGUUGAAGAUCCUCCGGCUCCUGGUUCGAGCAACCUCGGAUAGUGCCGUCGGUUGGACUACAAUGACCGGUAACGCCGGCUCGGUGUUCUUAAAGGAGCUGCUUCGAAGAUAG